This is a messenger RNA of Tripterygium wilfordii, 2216 nucleotides long. RefSeq names its product LIMR family protein At5g01460. The record is from RefSeq and is a predicted model, not a curated record. Lineage: Eukaryota; Viridiplantae; Streptophyta; Magnoliopsida; Celastrales; Celastraceae. The transcript has 14 exons. Bases 301 to 1830 code for a protein of 509 amino acids.
AAGGCAAGCAGCGGAUUUUACAUCAAUGCCCACAAGUUCCUAAGUAUACGUGAUUAAUGGUUUUUACAAGGUCAUCACUGUCAUUCGACCUCACACGUCCUUCGCAACCGAAAGAAACUACCUAACUGGAGCCAAACCUCCCUCUCUUCCCUGUGUUAUUCCCCGUGAUUUUCUUUUUGAAAUCCGCCGGAUCCACAAUAGCCCCCAAAUUCCAUUCAGGAAACAAGCAAACCCUAAUUUUCCCCUCUCUGUCUCUUUCGAUAUCGGUCGUUUUGAUUCGAAUCGAGAGGUUGUGGCACGAUGGGCGAUUUCAAUCUCGCUCUCGUGAUCGUCGCUAUAGUGGUGUGCGUCUUGGUGUUCAUCUUCAAUGUAUAUCUCCUCGUCAACUACCAGCACCCUGACGACAAGAACCAGGCGUACUUCCCUAAAUUUGUCGUCGUUUUGGGGCUCUCUGUCGCCGCUAUCUCAAUAUUGAUGUUGCCUGCCGAUGUGGCUAAUCGCCAGGCCUGUCGCCACGCGAUAUAUAAUGGUGCGUGCAAUCUUACAUUGCCAAUGAAGGAUCUAUGGCUCGCGGUCUACAUUCUCGAUGCUGUUCUUGUCUUCUUCGUAAUACCUUUCGCCAUGUUUUACUAUGAAGGGGACCAGGACAAGAGCAUUGGGAAGAGGAUUAAAAGCGCAUUAUUGUGGGUGGUAACAACAGCUAUUGUGUGCGGUCUCGUGCUUGGCAUUUUAUAUGGGCUUGUUGGAAAAGUAGAUUUCACUGUCAGGCAUCUCUCAUCAUCCACCACCACCUUCCCGAAUUCAUGGGAUUUCUCUAGUAGUCAACAAUGUAUUGGAAAUGGUGCACGCCAGUGCUCUGCAUAUUUGGCGAGUGCUUCUUCGGAGAAAACGUGGACAAUGCGCACUACAUUCCCAGAAUAUGUUGUUGCUCUUGCCACCAUUGUUGGAUCUGUACUUUUUUCGAUUUUCGGUGGUGUUGGAAUAGCCUGUCUUCCCCUAGGUCUUAUUUUUGAAUUUAUUCGGCGUCCAAAGGCUGUUAUCACUCGCUCACAGUAUAUAAAGGAAGCAACCGAGCUUGGUAAAAAGGCAAGGGAAUUGAAGAAAGCGGCUGAUGCCCUCCAUCAAGAAGAAAGAAGUGGUUCCAAGGGUAGAAAAUGGCGUAAAAAUGUAAAGGCUGUCGAAAAGGAGCUGCUUCAAUUGGAAGAAGAUGUCAAGCUUUUAGAGGAGAUGUACCCUCAAGGGGAAAAGGCAGAAACUUCUUGGGCUUUGACGGUUCUUGGGUACCUGGCAAGACUUGUGUUGGGGAUCUUAGGGUUGAUUGUUUCAGUGGCUUGGGUUGCACAUAUCGUCAUAUACUUGUUGAUUGACCCACCCCUUUCUGCUUUCUUGAAUGAGGUUUUCAUCAAGCUUGAUGAUGUAUGGGGUCUUUUGGGCACUGCAGCAUUUGCAUUCUUUUGCUUCUACCUUCUACUUGCCGUGAUUGCCGGUGCCAUGAUGCUUGGUCUGAGAUUAGUUUUCAUUACGAUUCAUCCCAUGAAGUGGGGAGCCACUCUAAUGAACUCAUUUCUCUUCAAUGUGGCACUCAUUCUCCUGUGCUCCAUCAGUGUGAUUCAGUUCUGCUCCACAGCUUUUGGUUACUAUGCACAAGCAACAGCAGCGCAGGAAAUAUUUGGCCACACUCUGCAGUCACUACGUGGGAUUAAAUAUUUAUACAAGUACAACGUUUUUCAAAUUGCAUUUGUUGUUCUAGCGGGCUUGACCUUCAUAUAUUAUGCUGGCUUUGGAUGGAGAAGAAAAAAACCUAGUGGCAGGUUCCAACUUUCCUCAUAAGUUAUGCAUUCACUGAUGGAGCCGUCAGAUUCCCAUUUCAGCAUCAGUUUUGGAGUGCUUUCGCGUUCGGAUAUCGCCUGGUUUUAUUAUGUCGCAUGAAUUUGGAGUAGGCAAAUGCCAUACGAAUGAAGUUGUUUGGGAGUAGGUGAGUGCUGCUGUUGUAUCUGCCAGUUUCCUCGUUUCCCCUUUCGUAUUGUAUAAUUCUUUGUUUGAUUAACUAAUGGUGUACACUGGCUUGGGUAUGUAAUUGACACGACUUGGGGAACUGAGUUUGUACUUUGUAGUUUCACUCAUUUUCCUUUUGUACGUAAUUUUCCUCGUUGGAGUGUAAUCUUUGAUGAUGAAUUUUUUGAUGAGCAGCCAUUUUACUUCAUACUUUUGCUUUC